Molecule: messenger RNA, 2345 nt
Organism: Talpa occidentalis (Iberian mole)
Lineage: Eukaryota; Metazoa; Chordata; Mammalia; Eulipotyphla; Talpidae
Gene: COMMD4
Product: COMM domain containing 4
Exons: 8
Coding region: 60-659 (199 amino acids)
Source: RefSeq, a predicted model, not a curated record
GCCGGGUCAGCUGACCACGAAACGCCGGAAGGAGAAACUCCGGGCCAGCGCGUGUCGCGAUGAAGUUCCGGUUCUGUGGUGACCUGGACUGCCCCGACUGGGUCCUGGCAGAGAUCAGCACGCUGGCAAAGAUUUCCUCUGUGAAGCUGCGGCUGCUGUGUAGCCAGGUGCUGAAGGAGCUUCUGGGACAGGGGAUUGAUUAUGAGAAGAUUCUGAAGCUCACUGCUGACGCCAAGUUUGAGUCUGGUGACGUGAAGGCCACCGUGGCAGUGCUGAGCUUCAUACUCUCCAGCUCCGCCAAGCACAGCGUGGAUGGCGAGUCCUUGUCCAGUGAACUGCAGCAGCUGGGGCUGCCCAAAGAGCACGCAGCCAGCCUGUGCCGCUGUUACGAGGAGAAGCAGAGCCCCCUGCAGGAACACCUUCGGGCCUGCAGCCUGCGUGUGAACCGGCUGGCAGGUGUGAGCUGGCGCGUGGACUACACACUGAGCUCCAGCCUGCUGCAGUCUGUGGAAGAGCCCGUGGUGCACCUGCAGCUGGAGAUGGCCGCUGCCCCAGGGGGCCCAGCCCGGCCUGUUGCCAUGUCCCUCUCGGCAGACAAGUUCCAGGUCCUCCUGGCAGAGCUGAAGCACGCCCACACCCUGAUGGCCCCGCUGGGGUGAGGAGUAGCGUGUUGGGACCAGUGUUGAGUCUCUGCUCCAGACUUCUCUCCAGCAGUGGCGCGGGGCGGGGCGGGAACUCUGGCAGGGACUGGCUUCCGGGGUCCCUGGCCACCUGGGUUCCCACUUGAGAGUUCAUCUCAACAUAUUAGGAUCCUGAGGACUUUUCUACCGUUGUUUUCCCUCCCCAUGAAAGGCGCUUGUUAACAGUUUCAUGAGCAGGCAGAAUAAACAGGUGUGACGGAAUGUGUGUGAGGGCUGCUUUUGGGGCUCAGAUCAAAGGGUUGUAGGAGACAGGAAGUGACAUAUGGACCUCCCUGGCCUAUCACUCAUUUACUCUUCUCAGCUGCUGAUGGAGGCAGGUCAGGGGUAAGGUGAACUUAGAACCAAAAUAAAACCAAAAAUAAAACCUUUCUCUGUAGAGAGGAAAGUUAGGGUUCUGUUUCCCAGUUCAGUCUUGCUCUUGCCUCUGUCCUCUCUCUGCUGGCCUUGUGCUUAGGCUGGCAGUAACUGGAGGCAAAAGCCCUGACUUCCUGACUCCUUUCUGAAGAGAGAAGGGCCCAUGGCAAGAGAAGUGGGGUUAUGAAUGCUCGUGUCCACACCCCAGUUGCUGAGAUGGUAUUUGGAGGUGCUGCCUUUGGGAGGUGUCAGGUGUAGGUGAAUUCAUGAGAGUUGGACCCUUGUAAUGGGGCAGCAGACCGCACCAAGGGGAGCCUUCCCCUCUCGCUGGCCGUAAGGAGGUGCAGUCUCCCUUUCCCCACUGGCUGUGUCAGAGACGCCUGCUAGAGAGAAGAUUUAAAUAAAGUCCAGUUUCAAAAACAAUACCCCACCUGCCUAGCAUUCAGACAAAAACCAUUUGUCAUUCCAAGAACCAAGAAAAUCUCAACUUGCAUGCGAAGAGACAAUGGAGGUCACUACCGACAGGACUCUGUUCUCUGCUAAGAACUUUAAAGCAGCCAUCAUAAAAAAUGCUUGAUGUCUCAGUAAAAAAGACGAUACAAAGAACUGGAUGGAAAUUUUAGAACUGAAAACUACAAUAAUCGAUGUUAAAAAAAGGUCAACAAAUUGCGUGAACUUGAAGAUAGACUAAUAGAAAUUACCUAAUCUGAACAAGAGAGAAAAUAAUGGAAAAAAACACAAGACAACCAAAAUGAAAAUGCAUACAUUAUGCAAAAAUAAAAAAUGAUGUAAGAAUUAUAUAAAAUAAUUUAUUAAAAAAAACACACAAGACCGUCCAGAGGACCUGUAGGCCUAUAACAGAACAUCCAAUAUUCAUGUCCUGGAAAAGGGUGAGACAGAAAAGUUAUUUGAAUAAAUAGAGGCUAAGAAUUUCCCCAACAUGGUAAAAGACAAACCUAGAGAGUUUAGAAGCUCAGUGAACCCCCAAGAGAGAAAUCUGUGCCAGCAUACAUCAAUAUGAACUUCUGAAAACAUAACAGAAACUACAGAGUAAUGUUGAAAGCAGCAAAGAGAAAUGACCACUAACCUUCAGGGAGAAAACAAUUUGAAUGAUACUGGAUUUCUCAUCAAAAAGCAUAGAGGCCAGAAGAAGAAAGUACAACAUUUUCAAGGCCCCAAAAGAAAAGUCAACCAACCAAGAAUUCUGUAUUCAGCAAAAAUUACCCCAAGAAUAAAGGGGAGGGGCCUCCCUGGUGGUGCAGGGGUUAAAGUCUGCACUGUGAAGCUGUC